This is a messenger RNA of Seriola aureovittata, 1794 nucleotides long. Its product is annotated as dual specificity phosphatase 29-like. Gene Ontology annotation, cellular component: cytoplasm. NCBI's taxonomy places the organism in Eukaryota, Metazoa, Chordata, Actinopteri, Carangiformes, Carangidae. Gene Ontology annotation, biological process: protein dephosphorylation; negative regulation of MAPK cascade. The transcript is spliced from 4 exons. The coding region runs from base 705 to 1322 and encodes 205 amino acids. The record is from RefSeq and is a predicted model, not a curated record. Gene Ontology annotation, molecular function: protein tyrosine/serine/threonine phosphatase activity; MAP kinase phosphatase activity.
CAUCACACUCUCACUUUGGGGGCUUGCAUUUAGAUCACUGAAUGGACCAUGCAUAUCAUAUAACGGGGAAUCAAAGACAUGUGCCAUCCUGUGAAAAACCUCAUCUGUCUAACAGUCUGACACAUUUCAGUUCUCUUUUGGCCCUGAGAGGCUCCAGAAGAUGCAGAACAUCCUUAACGGGUGUUGUGAGGCAGCGCUUACAUGGUUUCUCCCGGCGUCUGUAGAUAUGCAGAAAGGCUAAGAGAGACUGACACAAUUUCCAGGAGUUGUUCAUACGGCUGAGCAAAAGCUCAGAGUGCCCUGUUCACUCCAGUGAAUAUGGGUAUCCUUUGGCAAAUGCAAAGUUUGGAUAAGCACAGCUUCCUGCCAGCAGCAGAGAUUAAAGUUGUGUGUUUAGAAGUGGAUGGCAGGGACUGGCUGGGUGGAAGUUUUCCCCACAGGCAGAGAAUGUGGCAGCUAAGGUCAGGGGCCCGCCACAUCACAGCCCUAAAAAUAUCCUCUGCAUUUGAUGCCCGUCACAGAGCGGUUAUACAAUCUGUGCCCUGACUUGAGCCUGCCAGAAUUAAACCUUACCAUGUUCUGCCUUUAAGGACUGCUUCACAACAAGCCGCCACAAUGAUGAAAACAAAGUGUUCGAGUAGGAAAACCAAGGACUCCGAUCUCUCGCUAAUAAAUCAUGUGUGAAAGGAAGCCACAGUGAGAAAAUGGCUUCUCACAAGUCAAAGACUGGCACCAAGAUAAAUGUUACAAAGGCAGCGGAGGAAUCCAGUCCAGUAGAUGAAUAUGUCACACCUGGGGGCUAUGAGCUGGAGAAAAUCCUCAACCGUGGGAGUGUGGCUUACACUCAUGUCAACGAGGUCUGGCCUAAUGUCUACAUUGGGGACGAGGAGACUGCAAAGGACAAGCACAAUCUGAAGAGGCUGGGGAUUACGCACAUCCUGAAUGCAGCAGAGGGGACGUGGAAUAAUGUGGACACCGGAGCUGGGUACUACAGCGACAUGGACAUCGUCUACUAUGGCGUGGUAGCAGAAGACGUCGCGACCUUUGACCUCAGCCAGUAUUUCUUCUCCGCUGCCCAGUUUAUAAAAGAAACACUGAGCAACCCUCAGAAUAAACUGCUGGUGCACUGUGUGAUGGGAAGGAGCCGAUCCGCCACACUCUUCCUCGCGUACCUCAUGAUCUGUGAGAACAUGACGGUGGUGGACGCCAUCGAUCACGUGAAAAAGCGCAGGCGGAUCAUCCCAAACUGGGGCUUCCUGAAACAGUUGAGAGAGCUAGACAUGCACCUCCUGGAGAAAAGAGACUCUACUGAGCAGAGUUGAUUUUAAGACUCAUGGGGCAAGUCGAGCCUCAGGUGAAGCCUCAAGUCAGAGGAUACAAACUCAAGUCAGGUUUCAAGGAAAUGGAGACAAAGUCAAGUCUCAUUCAAGAGUCAAAAGAAAUUUAAAACAAGUUCAAGUUAAAUCUCAAUUCACUGGAGACAAGUCCAAGUUAGGUCUCAAGUUAUAUCAGAACAGUUCUAGUUAAGUCUGAAGUCAUUCAAGACGAGACCUGGUCACGUCUCGGGUCGACCACAGCAACGCUCAAGUCUAAGUCCAGUUCAAAAGUCAUUAAAGACAAGUUCAAGUUAAAUCUGCAGGUUUUUCAGGUCUGAGUGUUGACCAUGAAAAUAACACAGCAUAUGAACCUUUUCCUUUUGUGUUGUAACCAUGUCUUUUUCAUAUUAACUAAUGAUACCAAGUCAUUUUUAUUAGAGGCCUAAUAAUUAAAUAUUCAGUGUGAGUGGUCAUUCAA